Messenger RNA from Sungouiella intermedia, 1287 nucleotides. The record is from the annotation of a GenBank genome assembly. NCBI's taxonomy places the organism in Eukaryota, Fungi, Ascomycota, Pichiomycetes, Serinales, Metschnikowiaceae.
AUGAAAUCUUACACCAUUGUCAUCAAGUUGGGCACGUCGUCGCUCGUCGACGAGGUCACGCUAGAGCCUCGCAUCGCCAACAUGUCUAAUAUCGUGGAAACUGUGGUCAAACUCCGCAGGGCUGGCCAUCGUAUCGUAAUUGUGUCUUCUGGAGCCAUUGCUUUCGGAUUGAAGAGAACAGGUAUGACCGAGAAACCCAAGGUCUUGGCUGCGGUCCAGGCACUAGCGUCCAUUGGACAAGGCCGCUUGAUUGGUCUCUUUGAUGACUUAUUCCGCCAAAUGAACCAGACCAUAGCGCAAGUUUUGCUCACCAGAAACGAUAUCAUUGAUUUCACCCAAUACAAAAACGCUACCAACACGCUCAACCAGCUCUUGGAGAUGGGGGUGAUUCCUAUCGUCAAUGAGAACGAUACCUUGUCGGUGGCUGAGAUCAAAUUCGGCGACAACGAUACUCUUUCGGCCAUAACGGCUGGAAUGAUCCAUGCAGAUUAUUUGUUCUUGAUGACAGACGUUGAAUGUCUCUACACUGACAACCCACGCACGAAUCCGAAUGCGCAGCCAAUUCUUUUGGUGGAUAAAAUCGACGAUUUGGCCGUGAAGACAGAUACUGAAGACGCUGGUGCAGGUAGCAAGGUCGGAACUGGAGGAAUGACAACUAAAUUAAUCGCUGCCGAGUUGGCUACCAACGUGGGAGUCACCACCAUUAUCGCAUUGUCGUCGAAGCCUCAAUCCAUCUUGAAUAUCGUAGCUAAUGUCAUACAGGCGGACGAAAACUGGACUUUGGAAGAACAGGAACAAUUCAUUCGCCAGGAGAUCCAGGCUCAGCAUAUCCCACUCCAUACACGUUUCUUGGGUCUUCCAAGAGAUACACAGAUCCGCUCAGACCGCCGUUUCUGGCUCUUGCACGGUCUCAAGACGAAAGGAACCAUUUAUAUUGAUGCGGGAUGUUUUGAGGCAUUGACCAGAAAAGAUAGAGCUGGGCUUUUACCCGUUGGAAUUGUGGCUGUUCUGGGCCAAUUCCACGAGAGUGAGUGUGUGUCAAUCAAGGUUAUUCCUACGAAACAGAGUCCUUUGGAUGGCGCAGUGGAAGUGGGUCAUUGUAGAGUCAAUUAUAGCAGUAUGGAGAUUGACUUGAUCAAGGGACUUAAGAGCCGCGAUAUCGAGUCUGUGUUGGGUUUUGCAGACUCGGAAUACGUUGCACAUAGAGACAAUUUGGCUUUUCCUCCAAGUUUACCACCAUCAACUGAGUCGUUGUUAUCCACUCCAGAGCCAGUUUCGAGACGAUAA